AUGUCAAAUCCCUUUCCACACUUGCUCAUAUGUAACAAUGAAGGGAAAUGCAAUCGUUGCAAUCGCCUGCAGUCGGAGUCUUCAUCUUUAUUCUUUUUUUUUAUUCCAAAUUUAUUCCUUGACAUUUUUGUUUUCAAUUUUUUCGAUUUUUUCUUUCUUUGUUUUUUCUUUACUUUUUUCUUUUCCUUUUUUCUUUUUCAUUUAUUUAUUUAUUUAUUUAUUUUUGCUUUAGCCGGUAAUUUAUUCCGAGUCUAUUUUGUUUUCAUUCUAUUUAUCUUUCUUUCUUUCUUUUUCUUACUUUUUUUUUAUUUUUAUGCCUUAGCCUAUAAUUUAUUCCGAGUAUAUUUUGUCUUUAUUACCUUAAUCAUUUUUUCUUUCUUUCUUUCUUUCUUUCUUUCUUUCUUUCUUUCUUUCUUUUAUUUUUAUGCUUUCCAAUUUUCAUUCUCUUUGCCUUUGACUUUGUUUCUUUCUUUUUCUUUUUCUCUCUUUCUUUCGUUUUUUCUCUUCUUUUUUUUACUUAUUUUCUUUUAUUUUUAUGCUUUCGCCGAUGAUUUAUACAGAUUCUGCUUCAUUUUCAUUAUUUUUAUCUUAUUUUCUUACUUUACUUUAUUAUUUUUUCCCAAUAAAUAUUUUCUUUCAUUUUUUAACUUUUUUUUUUCGUUUAUUUCAAACCUUUUUUUUCUUCCUUCUAUCCUAAUUAUUUUUUGUUUCUCUUUAUCGUUCUUCAUUAUUUCCCUCGUUUCUUCUUUAUUUUCCUCUUUUAUCUCUCACUAUUUUUCUUCUUUCAGCCACUAUUUUUACUCACUCUCAUUCUGUAUUUUACUUUUCUUCUAUUUCUACAACAAAUUCAUUCCCUCCCCUUCAUCACCCCCGUCACUUCAAUCCUAUUUUUGCCUAAACUCCCGAACCCCUUUUAUUUUUUUUUUGGCUCGAUCAUUCUUUAUUUUUAUUGCUGACAAUAUUUGUUGUCUAUCUAUCUAUCUAUCUAUCUAUCUAUCUAUCUAUCUAUCUAUCACAGUAUAUAUUGGUUUGGUUUGGUUUGUUUUGUUUUACGGCAUAUCAACCUCAACGGGUUAUUUAAUGCCGACGAUAUUUUUUAUUGUUGGUAAUAUUUUUGUCUACCUACCUACCUACCUAUCUAUCUAUCUAUCUAUCUAUCUAUCUAUCUAUCUAUCUAUCUAUCUCAUUAUAUAUUGGUUUGGUUUGUUUUACGGCAUAUCAACCUCAACGGGUUAUUUAAUGCCGACAAUAUUUUUGUUGUUGGUAAUAUUUUUGUCUACCUACCUACCUACCUACCUACCUAUCUAUCUAUCUAUCUAUCUAUCUAUCUAUCUAUCUCAAACCUCAUCUAUCUAUCUAUCUAUCUAUCUAUCUAUCUAUCUAUCUAUCUAUCAGCAGUUCGUUUUCUAUCUAUCUAUCUAUCUAUCUAUCUAUCUAUCUAUCUAUCUAUCAGCCCGUAACCUCAUUCAAUCAGUUGCUUUCUCUCUCUUAAUCUGUUCAUGCCUGCUUCUCUGCCUGCUUGCCUAUCUAUCUAUCUAUCUAUCUAUCUAUCUAUCUAUCUAUCUAUCUAUCUAUCUCUCUCAAUCUGUUCACAUCCAUCAAUUUAUUUCAAUUUGUAUAGGUUAUAAAUGUCUAUGUAUCUGUUUGUCUGUCUGCCUUUCCAACUAA
Acanthosepion pharaonis is the source of this 1668-nucleotide messenger RNA. The record is from the annotation of a GenBank genome assembly. NCBI's taxonomy places the organism in Eukaryota, Metazoa, Mollusca, Cephalopoda, Sepiida, Sepiidae.